Molecule: messenger RNA, 3288 nt
Organism: Physcomitrium patens
Lineage: Eukaryota; Viridiplantae; Streptophyta; Bryopsida; Funariales; Funariaceae
Product: IRK-interacting protein
Source: RefSeq, a predicted model, not a curated record
CAGGCAGAUAUUCACGUGAAGCUUCGUUCUCCGUCCUUCCUUCCGUCCCUUCGAUACUACAUAAUAUACAUCCACACCCAGAAUUAGACGCAGAAUCCUUUUUUGCAGAUACCUGUGGAUAGAUCUUGCUCGAUCGGCAGUCUGGAGUGUGCAAGUCAGAAUCAGGUCUGUCUCUCUCUAGAGUGUCGGCUUGGUAACUCAGCUGGGUUUUGUGACAUAGUGGACUUGGUGCUGUUGUCUCGCUGCAAGUCGACAGUUACGGGAGUCAAGCAGCCGUAAGCUUCAGUUGGAAGCCAGUGCGGAAGAGUUCCGAGGGAGCUGAGGAUGAGAGGUGAUGGGAUUGUGUGUGAUGAAGGACCAGAUUUGGAGCCGCUAUCGUCUGUGUGGAGCUGAGCAGGUGCACAACUGGAGCUGGAGUAGAGAGAGGGAGCAGAGGUGCCGUUGUGCAGAGGACCUCGAAGCGGUUAUUUUUGUGUGUCUAAGUAUUCCAAAGAACAGGAAGAAGCCUGUCGUGGAUAGUCUGUGGUGAGAUAGAGAGUUUCCCCAGGAGGUUGAGGAUUGUUUGUAGCGGCAUUGAGUCCAGGGAGUGAAUCGAGCUACUUCGGGGCUGUUAAGGAAGGCGAGGCCUUCGCGCUGAGGUGAGCACCUUAGGACUCUUCUGGUGAGAUUCAUGUGCAGCGUGCACGCACGAUGAGAGGUGUGAUAGGAGUGAUGGGGAUGCAGAGAGCUGGGGGCUUACUAGGAGUGCAUGGCGAUAGUAUGAAUGAUACCAACUCGGAAUCCAGAGCUCAAGCCGGACGUAUUUUGACGCCGCAGCGCGAGUAUCCCAUUUUCACUCCAAGCAUUCGUGAGUCACUCGUGCUUCCAGGCAAUGUAGACCAGAGUCGCGCGAGCUUCCAAGACGAGGGCCAAGGAAUUUGGAAAGAGAUCCACACUGAUACGCAGAGCACGAGUGGACAUAGCAGCCGCUCGCUCUCCUUCAAUACGAGCCUCACUCUCACGCCUUCUGUGAGCGCUAUCAGUCUGGAGCAGCCCACCUUCCUCAAGCCCCGCACCCGCGCCACCAGUCCUGGAUCCCAGUACAUGGACGCUCCCGCAGCGAUGGUAAGUUCGAGCACGGGAACUAUGCUUCCGUUGGGGCGGGUCGCCAUGAAUCAAGGAAACAAUUUCUACGUUCCUGUGCCAAGCAAUGCAGCCCAGCGGAACAAUAUCAUUCCCGGAAGAACGGCGAGCCCAGUCACGAGAGCGGCCAUUUCUCACUCCCCACAAAACUUCAACAUCCUCAGUCCGCAACUCAGACCGUUGGAGAAAAGUCCCAAGCUCACGCAGCUGCACGUUGCCAGCCCGUGUGUCACAGAAAGUGGAGGGAUGACGCCCAUAGUUAACCACCUAACUCUGAGUCCGGAACACACGCGACCUGGGUAUGAUGUGAAUCUGAAUGACCCGCGCAUGUCGUCCAACAACAUGCUGCCUCCGGCGUCGGUGGGAGCAAGCACAAUGACGAGUCCUGCGCAUGGCUCCUUGGGCUCGACGACGAGGUUGAAGAAGAUCAUGAAAUCACGGCAUGUUGAGCAGUCCCCUCGCCCGUCGGUGUCCAAGGACAGGUCCCCGGGACGGACGUGGAGGAAAUCCUCCCGAGCAGUAUCACCCAACUUGGCUAGUAUCAGAGACGAGGCACAGAAUGCAACUAGAAGCAUCAACCGGGAGAUGAACAAGUCGUUUCAGGGUAACGCAGUGUGGACAAACUCAGGAUGUGUGAAUUCAUCGUCCCUAACCAGUUGGCGAGGUAGUGGUCAUGACAGCAGUCAACUUGUUGUUUCUUCAGGAGCCGUCGACAGGGACAUGUCUCAAGAUUCUUCAAUAGGGUAUGAACCCCCAGAAUUGCCGCAGAAAGUCGGGGGCAAAAAGGUUGCAUCAACGCAGAAAUCGGGGACUUAUAACAUAUUCAACUUCCUCAGUUGGGGCAAGAAAAAGAGCGGAGCGUCAGCUGCUGCGAUUAAAUUGAAUGAAUCCUUCCAAUCUGACAUGGGAAGUGUGAAAGCAGAUUCCGAUUCGAUAAAGGUUUUAGACUACACCAUCAAGACGUUGCGGCACAAGCUAGAGCUGGCGAAUCAGAAGAACGUUGCAGCAGCUGAAGAGAUCCGCGCCUUGCAAGCUGCUGCAGAAGUUUCUGAUGAGAAAUGCAGAUUGUUGACGCAACGGUGCCAGGAUUUGGAGCUCCAGCUGAGUGCUCGACAUAGCGGCCUCUGGGAUAUGGAACUUGCGGCUGAGGAUUACCUUGUUGGAAGGAGGGAGCAUAAUCCCCCAGCGGCUGGACCGCCAGCUAUUGCCCGCCGGUUUUCUCCGGAGGAACUGAGACCCGAGAAGUUCUUAAAGGCGUUCGAGGAUUCGAAGAACGCGCUUCGGAGGCUAGCGUCCGCAAUAUGCCACCACAUUCGGGAGUCAGGGGAGUCGGCGACGCAAGUGAUCACUUCUCUCUUAGAGCAGCACAAAGUUGGACGAUGGGUCAGUCGGAUGCCACGGAACGUCAUCAUCCUCUACUUUGAGUCUUUUCUCAACCAGGUUAUGUUCGAAAGCUUUGAGAAUGUGAGCUUCGAGCCCAAUGGCGCUUCCUCCGUGUUCGACCCCGAGACUUUGAAACAAACCUGCUAUCAAUCGUACCAGAACCUGAAAAACCAGGAAUGGUCCACUAUAGAGAAAUCCCUCGGCAAACCUGGCGCUCUAGUGGUGAAUGCAAAUUUUCACCGAUUCUUCGUGGUGCGAAUGGAGCUCAUCCUGUCGCAGCUUGGAAAACUGGCAGAGAGUGAGAUCUCCCUGAGUCUCAUGGCGUCCUUCUUCAACGCAGUCAAAUCAGUGUGGCUUGUGCACCACCUGGCAUUCGCAUUCGAUCAACCAGUUUCAAUCUUCCGAGUCUCGCCCUCCGCCGAGUUCGACCCCAGAUUCAUGGACCAAGUCCCUGCCUUCGAGGAGGAGCCUGUUCGAUCGAAGAUCAGCAUCAUGGUGAAUCCAGGCUUCAUUGUCAAUCGUCAGACUAUCAAGUGCCAGGUGUAUUGUAGUAGUAAAUAUUAAUACCUGAUUCUUUCCUCGGCCUCAGACGUUGGGACCGGGCCCUUCUUAUUUAAAAUGACACUGUAGGGAACGAGUUUGAUUUGUCUUGUUCUAUUGUGCAAUUUUUCGUUCACUUUUUACAUCACCUGUGUAACAUAAACUCAAGCUCUGGCAUCAAGAAACGCCUGGCAAUAAUGUUAAGGCUGGAAGCCGCAUGUCGCUUACUGUAAUUUCCACUCA